AUGCAUCAUGGUCAUCAUGGCCAUCAUGGCCUUGGUUCGCAAUGGGCAGAUGACGACAAAGAUUAUAUGUGCCUCCCGGCACUGCACGCCAAAAGUGACCAAGGGUCGCGUGUGGAGGGCAAGCGCGUUUACCCACGCGCAGACGUUGCUUGCCAAGGAUCCGAAUGUGGCAGCCUUUUGAAGAAUGACAUGUACGCCUGGCAGUUCCACUCCGCAGCCGGAGUUCACACGGCGCAGCAAAGCAAGGCAUCCUUGCGAGUUUACUCUACGGAAGACCACAGCAAGCUUUACGACGGCCUGGCUGGGCGGCCGCAUGUGACGGGACCCCCACGGCCAUACGACACCCCGCGUCGCCGAUUCCCGGGGGCCAAUGUCUCACAAGUGGAUGGGCUUCUGCGAGAUGACAUGACUCCAUUGGCUUCGGAGCAUCCCUCUCAGUACGGGGAGCUCUACAACGGAGCUGCUGGAGUCCAUAAACAUUGGCUUCUGAAGCCAAAGGCAGAAGAGCAAGGCGAAGUGCAACGCAGCUGUGGUGGGGCAGGCCCGUCCCAAGUGGACGAGAUUCUUUUGGGACGCGACAUAGACGGGUCCACCACUUCGACGUUGAAGCAGCUGGAGUUUUCGAGGGGCGCAGCGGGUUGCAAGAGCAUUGGUGUGGCUCCCAAGCUCAUGGGAAAGCGCUGCGUUCCAGGCGGCGCCUCGGAGGUGGACGAGCUCAUUUGGGGCACGGAUGUCGAUGGCUCCUCGGAUCCUGUGUUCUUAAAGGCCAAGGACCAGCUCUUCCGAGGGGCGGCCGGGGUGCCCGGGGCGGCAGUGGCCGGGGCGGGAGUCGGAAAGAUGCCGCUGACCAGCCGAGGCCGGCGGCACUUGCCAGCAACAACGAGUGCACCGAGUGCCAUACCAAGUGCCACACCGAGUGGGCCGAGCGAGAGCAAAGCCGAAGGUCGCCGGCACCUUGCAGGACCUGCAGAUCGAGUGGCAUUUUUGUUAGGGAAGCCCGACAAAGGGAAGGAGGAGGAAAGCCAAACUUUGGGCCGUGGCCGUCGCCACAUUCCGGCUGUGGGAGCUUCUCGGGUGGAUGACAUUGUGCUGGGCAGAGACAUCGAUGGCUCCGCCCAGCAGUUUGCGCUCUUCGCCGACGCCGCAGGAGCCGAAGGUGCCGCCGGGCGCCGCUGCGCCGGUGAGGAGAGCCGCUUGGAGGGCCGCCGCCACCUCCCCGCCUUCGGUGCCUCCAGGGUGGACGACGUCGUCCUGGGGAAGGACAUCGACGGAUCCGCCCAGCAGUUUGCCACCGCCGAAGUUGCAGGUGCUGGCGCUGCCGGGCGGCGCUGUGUUGGGGUGGAUCUUCGUGUACAGGGAAGACGGCACGCGCCGCAGGAAGGAGGAGGCGAUGCUGCGGGGCACCGGGCUCUCCCACGCGGCCUGGAGCGGCGGCUCCAAGAAGUUGCCGAGGGUUUCUUGUAA
Molecule: messenger RNA, 1464 nt
Organism: Symbiodinium natans
Lineage: Eukaryota; Dinophyceae; Suessiales; Symbiodiniaceae
Source: the annotation of a GenBank genome assembly